Molecule: messenger RNA, 1122 nt
Organism: Lachancea nothofagi CBS 11611
Lineage: Eukaryota; Fungi; Ascomycota; Saccharomycetes; Saccharomycetales; Saccharomycetaceae
Source: the annotation of a GenBank genome assembly
AUGUCCAGCUAUUUCAGCAGCUUUUCGUUGAACAAAUUCACAGACACCAUUACCAAUGCGGCUCACAAAACCCAAAACACCUUGAGUACCGCAAUUGCUAACAUUCAAUUAGAUGACCCUCAGGCGAAACUAUCCUUGAAGGCCAGAAAACAUUAUCUUCAAGAGACUUUAGGGGCCAUUGAGGACAUCAGUAAGCUGCCACCUCAAUAUCUGUUUCUUGAGAAGAAAUGCGAUUCUUUGGAAAAAGUUUGUAGAAGAAUGUUGAUAGUAACCAAGACUUUCGAAGUCGAAGGCUAUGACUACCCACCCAAUUUGAGUGAAAGCCUUUCGGACUGGUGGUCCUCAAACAAGGAGGGUCUCUUCAACUUCGCGUCGUCCAAGAAGGAAACAAAGCCCCCCACAACCACUCAAUCGUCCGACGGUGAUGCAUUGGUGCCCAAAUCCUUUGCUCAAGCCAUUUCAAAAGCCGCGAAGGACUCCGCUGAAGUUUUGAAGUUUUUGAGAGAAGAAGAAAAGAAUUCAUCUGUUGAUGACGAUGACGAAGAAGACGAGGAUGUUUCUCCCCUAAUUAAAAUGUUCGAAGCUUGGUCACAAUGUCAGUACAAAAUGGACCAAGGAAAGAGUGAAAUGGACACUUUAAUGAUUAAGGAAUUUAAUCACAAACUUACGAAUUUGGUUGACGACAAGUUCAAGAAUGCUCGUACGCUGCGCAGAAAAGUUGAAGACUCCAGACUUAAAUUUGAUACUAUGCGCUACGAAGUAAAGUUCACGGAACAGCAAGCCAGUGCUGUCGAAAAAUCGAGUUUGGAGCCUGCCGCUGACAGCACCAACGAAACUUUAGACACCGCCUCCAAGGUGGAGAAUGAGGAUGCGACAGGGGUAGAGAAAACAUUGGAUAGUACCGAGAGUGAAGCACAGAAAUUGUUGGAAAAAUUGGAGGAUGAAUUCGUUUCCAACACGACUGAAGCAGUUGAAGUUAUGGGAGAGAUCACAGAUAGUUCUGAAAUCAUCAAUUUGGUGAAGCUGUUCCACAAUUUUCAAUUGGUAUACCACAGACAGUGUGUCCAAGAUUUGGAAAAUAGUAUGAAACUGUUGAACGAACUAGACAGCGAGGACGCCUAA